Messenger RNA from Magnolia sinica, 2036 nucleotides. RefSeq names its product protease Do-like 10, mitochondrial. The record is from RefSeq and is a predicted model, not a curated record. Gene Ontology annotation, molecular function: protein binding; serine-type endopeptidase activity. The transcript has 8 exons. Lineage: Eukaryota; Viridiplantae; Streptophyta; Magnoliopsida; Magnoliales; Magnoliaceae. The coding region runs from base 93 to 1826 and encodes 577 amino acids. Gene Ontology annotation, biological process: proteolysis.
GAAACUCGCUCUCUCAGUACCUUCAGAGAGAACUCUCUCUCUCUCUCUCUCUCUCUCUCUCUCUCUCAGCAAAGAGAGAUAAAAGAGAAGCCAUGAUCUCGUUGUCUUCGAUCCGAACAUUUCGAAAGCUCUCUUCUUUCCGCAUUCUUCUUCUCUCUCAUUCACCUCUCCCUGUUUCUCCCAACCCAAUCCUGUUCCCUUCUCCUUCUCUUCUCUCACCUUCUCAUCCCUCUGUUUCUCUCUUCUCCACCACUGCUGCUCUCUUCGACAACAGCACCACCACCACUAGUAAAUGCUCCCCCAUUUCAGUAGCAGCAGCAGCGGCAGCUGAUGAAGAAUCCUCUGACCCCAAUCACCGCUACACCGAUGCUUACGCCGCUGUUGAUCUCGCCCUCGACUCUGUCGUGAAGAUUUUCACAGUCUCGAGCAGCCCCAACUACUUCCUCCCAUGGCAGAACAAAUCCCAGCGCGAGACCAUGGGAUCCGGAUUUGUUCUUCCUGGGCGAAGGAUUCUUACCAAUGCUCAUGUAGUUGCUGAUCAUACGUUUGUUCUUGUGAGAAAGCAUGGCUCUCCUACCAAGUACAGAGCAGAAGUUCAAGCUAUUGGACAUGAAUGUGAUCUAGCUCUGCUUAUUGUUAAAAGUGAAGAAUUUUGGGAGGGGAUGCAUUUUCUGGAGCUUGGGGACAUUCCAUUUCUGCAAGAAGCCGUAGCUGUUGUUGGAUAUCCCCAAGGUGGAGACAAUAUUUCUGUUACUAAAGGUGUUGUAUCUAGAGUUGAACCAACGCAAUAUGUCCAUGGUGCCACCCAGCUCAUGGCUAUACAGAUCGAUGCCGCCAUCAAUCCAGGGAACAGUGGAGGUCCUGCAAUCAUGGGUGACAAGGUUGCUGGAGUGGCUUUUCAAAACCUUUCAGGUGCGGAGAAUAUUGGGUAUAUAAUACCCGUUCCCGUAAUAAAACAUUUUAUAGCAGGCGUGGAGGAAACUGGAAAAUAUGUUGGAUUUUGUUCAAUGGGUUUGUCAUGCCAGCCCACUGAAAAUGUGCAGUUGAGAGAACACUUCCAGAUGCGCCCUGAAAUGACUGGGGUGCUUGUGAGCAAAAUAAAUCCUCUUUCAGAUGCCCAUAGAUUGCUGAAGAAGGAUGAUAUCGUCCUCACAUUCGAUGGUGUGCCUAUAGCAAAUGAUGGGACAGUUCCUUUUAGAAACAGAGAGCGCAUAACGUUUGAUCAUCUAGUCUCUAUGAAGAAACCCAAUGAAACAUCUCAGGUCAGGGUUUUGAGAGACGGAGUAGAGCAUGAGUUCAGCAUUAUUCUCCGACCAUUACAGCCAUUAGUUCCAGUUCAUCAGUUCGACAAACUGCCAAGUUACUACAUUUUUGCUGGUCUGGUUUUCAUUCCACUGACUCAACCUUACCUUCAUGAAUAUGGUGAGGACUGGUAUAAUACUUCUCCACGUCGAUUGUGUGAACGUGCACUCCGAGAAUUGCCCAGAAAGGCUGGUGAACAACUUGUCAUUCUUUCUCAGGUGCUGAUGGAUGACAUCAAUGCGGGGUAUGAGAGGCUGGCAGAACUACAGGUGAAGAAAGUGAAUGGAGACGGAGUCAAGAACCUGAAACACCUAUGUGAACUUGUGGAGAACUGCAAGCAAGAGAACGUGAGGUUCGAUCUGGAUGAUGAGAGGGUGGUUGUGCUGAACUAUCAUUCGGCACGGGUUGCUACUUCUCGGAUUCUAAAGCGACACAGGAUACCAGCAGCCAUGUCCGCCGACCUGAUUGACGAACAGAACAUCAGCACAGAGCUUGAGGCAGCAUGCUUGAAUUCGACACAGUAAGGAUUCUAUGUGCUGUUAAUUUCUGAUGGACGGUUGGCACGGAUAUUUAUCCAUUGAUUCUAGUCUGUGAAACAGUCCAGUGCAUAAAAGAUCACUCAAGGUCCUAUGGCGCGCGAUGGGUUUUUGUAUCAUUUUCCCUUUUUUUUCCCUGUAUGGUAAAUGAAAUUAAAUGUGUUCCUGGCAGAUGGAAACCUGUUGUUUGCCGGUGAA